AUGCAACAGAGGAAGCUCCCUCCGAGAUCGCAGUGCAUUAUUGUUGUCAAUCCUACGGAGGCUGAGGCCACCGCCACCCAGGCUCGAUUAGACUACCACCUGCAGCUGCUUCGGUCGCACAUGGUUACCUUGUUUGAUGGUGACGAGGUGGAACCAGCAGCAUCAAUCAGAGUAAACGCGGCCUUCAGGCUUGGAAAACCCCGCCAGGAUAAUUCUCCACGACCACUGAAGGUGGUUCUUCGAGCAGAAGGUGAGGCCAAAGCGAUAUUCCAGCGGACCCACAAGCUGAAAGGAACUCCGGCGCGGUUCCUCAAGGAUCUUGGUUCGGACCAGCGCAGUAAAAUGAAAACUGCAUUGGAAGAACUCAUGGAGCGCCGUGCGAAAGGGGAAACUGAUCUGUGUAUACGGGAUUUUCCGGUUACGAAGUGUUACGAACGGGUCGAUGACGGUCACGUCGCGGUGUUGGAGUUGUUAUUUUUGUCUGCUCGGGUCUCCCUGUUCGAGUGCUGGAGAACUACGCCCAUCCGGAAGGAUUUGGAGAAGCCCUGUGGUGCAGAAGCAAGCUUUGUAACGGAGGGUAUACCACAGUUGGAGUGA
Echinostoma caproni is the source of this 597-nucleotide messenger RNA. NCBI's taxonomy places the organism in Eukaryota, Metazoa, Platyhelminthes, Trematoda, Plagiorchiida, Echinostomatidae. The record is from the annotation of a GenBank genome assembly.